CAUGAAAAAGUCAGCGUCUUUGUGCAUAUAAUAAAAGGUCAUCUCUCUCUCUCUCUCUCUCUCUCCUCUUUGUCCUCUUAGAAACUACUACUUUUGAUUCAUUUAAGAACAUCCUUGAGUUGUAGCCUGCGUCCCAUCUCUCUCCCCUUCUCCCUUCUGGUGCUUCUCUUGAUGCAUGUGUCCGGUGCUUCUUUGGUGCAGCAGCCAUCAGAUCACCUACACAAUCCAAGCUUAGAUUUCCGGCCUUCUUUGAGCUAUCAGAGAAGUCAUGUGUGACUUCUUUUGGCAAAGGAUGGAGAAUGACCAGGGCGACCUCGCUGACAUCGUCCGGGCGGGCGGGCGCGGCGGUCCCUCGAGCGCCGACUUCCCGAUCGCCGACUGGCAGCUCCUCUCGGAGCCCGCGACCUUCCCACCGUCAACCCAGGCCCCGGCCAGCGACUUCGGCGACCCCUUCGCCAACCUCCGAGACCCGCUGCUCGACCAAUUGGUCGGUUCGGAGUUCUACGACGGCAGCCCAAGCACGACAUCGGGCCUGGUCAACAUGAGCCCCGAGGGUGGCGAUGCCGGCGCCGGUGGCGGCAGCAAUGGCCUCGUAGAGCAGAAAAAGAUGCUGAUGGGUGAGGAGAUGAGAUCGCCUUGUAAUAUCUUCUCCCGGGUCCUUCAGAUCUCGCCGAGCACCAGCAAGAAUUCUCCGCUCUCGCCGAGAGCGAUCAAGCCUUCUCCAAUAGUAACCGGCGACAUGGUGAAGAUGGCUGGUGGCUCCGUCGGCUGCCCACUGGAUCCCACCGCUGGGGUGCAGAUCUCGUCCCCUCGAACUACCGGGAUCAAGCGAAGAAAAAGCCAGGCAAAGAAAGUGGUUUGCAUUCCAGCACCAGCAGCAGCAAGCAACAGACCUAGUGGAGAGGUGGUUCCCUCUGAUCUAUGGGCUUGGAGGAAAUAUGGUCAAAAACCCAUCAAGGGAUCCCCUUAUCCAAGGGGCUAUUACAGAUGCAGCAGUUCGAAGGGAUGCUCGGCAAGGAAGCAAGUUGAGCGAAGUCGAACCGAUCCCAACAUGUUAGUCAUCACCUAUACAUCGGAGCACAACCAUCCAUGGCCAACUCAAAGGAAUGCACUUGCCGGAUCUACAAGAGCCCAACCCACAAAGAGUGGCUCUUCAGCUUCAAAGAACCCCGCUCAUAACCAAAAACCAUCCGCAAGCCUCAAAGAAGAGUCCAGGGAGGCAACAAGCUCGAGCGCCCCUGCGAUAAAAGAAGAAGCGAGAGAGAUGGAGAAGGCCAUGGAUCCAGUCGAAGAUAAUGAAUUCGAUCAGGUGUUCCAGCAGAGCUACAAGCCCAUGAUCCCAGAUUCGGAUCAGCCCGAUGACUUCUUCGCAGAUUUGGCAGAGCUGGAGCCUGACCCGAUGAGCCUCAUCUUCUCGAAAGGAUUCAUGGAAACCAAGCCAGCUGAUGAGGAGAGGGGACUGAGAGCUUCAGAUCCAUUCAGCAUGUUUGAUUGGGCUGGGAACUCAUUUGGAGAAGCUAGGAAAGGUUUAUAACAAGAUCUUGGUGCAGCAAAACACCUUAUAAGAAAAACAACCCCUAGUUUGUUUUAUGGAGGUGCAGUUUUGUCCAAGGUCUUGGUAUAAACCUUUUUUAAGUACUAAGUUUGAAUAUUGAUGUGGGGGGUAAGGGUCUCUUUCUGUUGUCUUUCCUCUUUCUUGUUAUUUAACAGACCAGUCUACAGAUUAGGAGAAAAAGAGAAGGGGGUUGUAGGUGAACUGGGAGCAGGUCCAUGGUAGACCCGCAUCCUUGGAAUAUUGAAGGAUGGGACAGAAAGCUGAGGAACAGAAGCUUUCUACAGUUAGAACAAGUACACGUCUUAGAUGUGACUGAAAAAGCUUUCACGAGGAAGUUGAGAUAGUGUCGAUAUAGGAUGAGCUUUUCUUUUCACUUCCUCCCCCCCUCCUCUCUUCGUUCCAAGUGGGGAAAAUAAUUCAAGCCUAGUGAAGAUUUGAAACAAAGGAAGGAGCAUGGCUUGACUUACUUUGCCAUGCCAUAAAAGAAGGUGGCCGAAGGACUUGGAAGAAAGAGAGAUGAGCAUGAAGAUCUCGAUUUUUAUUCGAAUAAUAUCUUGCAUGUGCUACGAGUAGGUGAGCUUGGAGUUGGGAGUUUGGAAAAAAAUGAGAUUAGAAUAGCUCUUUUGUUCCUCAGCUUUCUAUUUCCUAUUCCUUUGAUUUUUCAACAUUGGAAUUCUGCUUUCAGUGUAUUAGGUAUUAAAUACUGUUCUUGAAAACCAUACUUUCACACCAUAAUUCAAUCUAGAUUGCCCCCUUAAACGUGUUCA
Phoenix dactylifera (date palm) is the source of this 2322-nucleotide messenger RNA. RefSeq names its product putative WRKY transcription factor 14. The record is from RefSeq and is a predicted model, not a curated record. Lineage: Eukaryota; Viridiplantae; Streptophyta; Magnoliopsida; Arecales; Arecaceae. Gene Ontology annotation, molecular function: transcription cis-regulatory region binding; DNA-binding transcription factor activity. Gene Ontology annotation, biological process: regulation of DNA-templated transcription. Gene Ontology annotation, cellular component: nucleus.